Messenger RNA from Opisthorchis viverrini, 207 nucleotides. RefSeq lists its product as hypothetical. The record is from RefSeq and is a predicted model, not a curated record. The transcript has a single exon. Bases 1 to 207 code for a protein of 68 amino acids. Lineage: Eukaryota; Metazoa; Platyhelminthes; Trematoda; Opisthorchiida; Opisthorchiidae.
AUGGAACGUCGCACCUUGGUUCAUGCACAUCCCUUCAUUGACGUCUUAGGUGAAGAGGCUGGAGCUAGUAUAUACGGUCCGAUCCUGCCCCAGUUGGUAGGUUCCCCACCAUCUGGAGAUAAACCCGUCAAUUAUGUUGUGCUGCUCCCAGUAUCAACUGAGCUCAGACCGUGCCAAUUCUGGCAGUACAGCAUCAAUUUCGGAUAG